This is a messenger RNA of Trachemys scripta elegans, 2344 nucleotides long. Its product is annotated as zinc finger protein 256-like. The coding region runs from base 304 to 1671 and encodes 455 amino acids. The record is from RefSeq and is a predicted model, not a curated record. Gene Ontology annotation, cellular component: PcG protein complex; transcription regulator complex. Gene Ontology annotation, molecular function: RNA polymerase II cis-regulatory region sequence-specific DNA binding; DNA-binding transcription factor activity, RNA polymerase II-specific. Lineage: Eukaryota; Metazoa; Chordata; Testudines; Emydidae. The transcript is spliced from 3 exons. Gene Ontology annotation, biological process: regulation of transcription by RNA polymerase II.
UCCCAGAGCACUGGGCAUGUGCCCUCCCCCGGUGCUGUGGGGCUGGAGAACAAGGGAGGGUCCGACUGAACCGCGAAGACCUUCAUUAAUCCCCCUCGUGCCGUGCCCGGCCCGGGCCCUGCUCCCGCUGGAGCUGCCCCGGGCUCUGCCCGCCCCGCUGCGGAGCUGCAGCCUCCAGGGUUUCCAGUUUCCAAACCUGAUGUGAUCUCCCAGCUGGAACAAGGGAAAGAGUCAUGGGUCCCAGACCUCCAGGGUUCAGAGGAAAGAGAGAUCCUGAGAACUAUCUGCACAGCAGGUGAUGCAAUGGUAUGUGAGAAAGAGGAGGAGAAUUCUCAGCAGGAAAAUGUUGAGCAAGUGGAUAAACACAGAGAACUAUCGCAAAGAUCAAAAAGCAAUGUAUCCAGGAGUCAUGAGCAGGGACAAUCCUGUGAGAUUCAGCACAAACCUGAAAGAGAGCAUGGAAACCAGCCAGGGGAGAAAGUGGAUAAAUUUAUUUCCAGUUGGAGAACUCAGAAGGACAUCAAGGAAACCACAACACAGCAGGAAAUCCUCAGGGGAAAGAGAAAAAAUACAUUCACUGAGUGUAGGAAAAACUUACGUGACUACUCAGCCCUUAUAAAGCAUCAGAGAAUCCGCACAGGGGCAAGGCCCUAUGAAUGCAGCGAGUGUGGAAAAUGCUUCACUAAGAGCUCAGCCCUUUCUGAACAUCAGAGAAUCCACACAGGGGAGAGGCCCUAUGAAUGCAGUGAGUGUGGGAAAAACUUCACUUACAGAUCAGGCCUUUUUCUCCAUCAGAGAAUCCACACAGGGGAGAGGCCCUAUGAAUGCAGUGAGUGUGGGAAAUGCUUCACUAGCAGCUCAGCCCUUUCUGAACAUCAGAGAAUUCACAAAGGGGAGAGGCCCUAUGAAUGCAGUGAGUGUGGAAAAAACUUCACUCAGAGAGCUGGCCUUUUUCUCCAUCAGAUAAGUCACAGAGAGGAGAGGCCCUAUGAAUGCUAUGAGUGUGGGAAAACCUUCAAUCGCAGUUCGCACCUUAUUAGGCACCAGAAAAUCCAUACAGGGGAGAGGCCCUAUGAAUGCAUUGAGUGUGGGGAAAGCUUCACUAACAGCUCAGCCCUUUCUGAACAUCAGAGAAUCCACAGAGGGGACCGGCCCUAUGAAUGCAGUGAGUGUGGAAAAAAAUUCACUCGCAGAUCAGGCCUUUUUCAACAUCAGAGAAUCCACACAGGGGAGAGGCCCUAUGAAUGCAAUGAGUGUGGGAAAAGUUUCACUAGCAAAUCAGCCCUUUCUGAACAUCAGAGAAUCCACACAGGGGAGAGGCCCUAUGAAUGCAGUGAGUGUGGGAAAAACUUCACUCACAGAUCAGGCCUUUCUGAACAUCAGAGAAUGCACACAGGAGAGAGGCCCUUUGAAUGCCGUGACUGUGGAAAAUGCUUCACUAGCAGAUCAGUCCUUUCUAAACAUCAGAGAAUUCACACAGGGGAGAGGCCCUAUGAAUGCAGUGAAUGUGGGAAAACCUUCAUUCGCAGCUCGCACCUUAUUAGGCAUCAGAGAAGUCACACAAGAGAGAGGCCCUAUGAAUGCAGUGAGCAGGGGUGGCUCCAGGCACCAGCGCAGCAAGCAUGUGCCUGGGACAGCAAGCUACGCGGGGUGGCCUGCCGGUCGCUGUGAGGGCAGCAGUCAGACGGCCUUCAGCGGCAUGCCUGCGGGAGGUCCACCGGUCCCGUGGUUUCGGCAGCAGGCACGCGGAAGGCGCAGGACUGUGAGAUCACCCGCAGAAACGCUGCCGAAUCUGCGUGACCAGUGGAGCGUCCGCAGGCGUGCCGCCGAAGGCUGCCUGACUGCUGUGCUUGGGGUGGCAAAAAUAUAGAGCCGCCGCUGGCAGUGAGCGUGGAAAAAGCUUCACUAGCAGAUCAGCCCUUUCUGAACAUCGGAGAAUCAAUACAGGAGAGAGGCCCUAUGAAUGCCGUGAGUGUGGGAAUACCUUCUCUUGGCACUCAGCCCAUGUUAGCCAUCAGAGAAUCUGCAAGGGAGAUCAACACCAUAAAAAUCUCUAGGGCUAUCCAUACUUUUUUCUUUAAUACUUUUCCUGAUUCCCACAUAGUAACUUUCAAAGCUGUUUGAACUAUUUGCAGCACCCUUAUCCCUCAGCUUGUCCAGAUGAGUGGCCCAUUUUUCCUUUUGCAGUUCCCCCAGUUUUGAAGUGGGCUUAUUUGUCCUAUCAACUCCCUUGUCCCAUGAGUAAUUCCAGUGUACCCUUCCUAUCAGGAGGCAGGGAGCAUCACAUUUAUACCAUUCCUCCUAUUGCAAAGUUAUUGUUAGAGUAAAGGACAGUUAUCUGUUC